AUGAGUCUGAGGUCUCUGGAGAGCCAUUGGAAGGGUUUAUCACAGGAACAAUGGCUGAGCGAUACGAACACGGAAAGCGGCCGGUUGGAAUUUGAGGUUCCUAUCGGGGGUUUGUCGGGUUUCCACCAAGGGGGGCAUCAGGGCCGGUCAUUUUGGGGCGCAAAUGAUAUUUUUCGAUUUCUGAUGAUUUGGCGACGUGUCAUUGUGAGCGUGAGGGAUUACCUGUUUGCGGUGUACAGCAUUCCCAAUCACCUCGACGCCCAGUGUAAGCCAGAUUGUGUAAGUCGUAGUCCUCGGCAGAUUUUCCGCAUUUUCGGAAACGGACCCGACAGCGAGGUCGGCAUCGGGGUUACCUUGGAUGAGCGGCAGGGGAUCCACCCAAUGACAUCAGGGGGAAACAGCUCCCUCCAGACGCCGCCUGCACGAUUGACGUUUCUGUAUCCGCACCUUUUCCGGACGAUACGCCUCAGCGAGACGACUACGGCGACGACGAGCCGCGCGGCGUCGAAAUCAUGUCGGAGACGGGGACUCGCCGAGGUUCGGAGACGAGGGUACGCCGCGUUCGCGCCUACGCCUGGAGCGCAGCAGUCGGGUUUCGCGCCGAGACACGGAAAGGGGGUCGAGCCUGUGUCUGCGACUGCGACGACGACGACAACACCGGUGCCGGCGCCGGCGGGUGACGGAAAGGAGGCGAGUCCCGGGCAGGCUGCGGUCGGUGCGUCCAAGGGGGCGACCGACGACGGCGUAAAUCCCAAGACGGCGGCAGCUUCGGCGACGGCGACGGCAUCGAAUACAGCGGAGAAUAACGCGGCCGACGCCACGGGUGCCGCCUCUGGAGAACAACAGCAGCAGCAGCAGCAACAGCCCGAAGAGGCGGAGGAAGCCAAAGCCGCAAAGCAGGAAGCCCGCGACCAGGCGAAGAAGAGCGGGCCCCUCGAAGCGAUCCUACACAUGGGACCCCCCGAAGAGGUCGCCAAACAACACCCGCACAUGGCGCCCCCGCCCUACGUGCACCACUUUGACAGCUACUCGCUCGUAAAAGACCUCGAGGGCGGCGGGUACAGCAAGGACCAGGCCAUCACGCUGAUGAAGGCGAUCCGCGCGAUCCUGGCCCAGAAUUUAGACGUGGCGCAGGAGAGCCUGGUGAGCAAGAGCGACGUCGAGAACGAGACGUACCUGUUCCGGGCGGCGUGCUCGGAGCUGAGCACCGAGGUGAAGAACAACCAGAAGCUGGCGGACGAGGAGAUGCGGCAGAAGAGGACGCUGCUGCAGCACGAGGUCGAUAUCUUGACGCAGAGCCUGAACCAGGAGCUGCUGACGCUGAAUGAUAACGUGAGGGGUAUGUUUAACGAUCGCAAGAUGGCGGUGAGGGAGGAGCAGAAGGCUGGUGAUAGUGUGAUCCAACAAAUCAACUACAAAAUCAGCCUCCACCUAAGCAGCGACGCCAAAUCGGAGAUUGAGGGCCUGCGGUGGAUCCUGAUCCGGCGGUCGGUGAUUGGGAUCCUGUUCAUGGCGGUGUUGACGCUGGGCACGCUGCGGUACGGGACGUAUGUGAGCCAUUCGAAGCAGGCCGAGGCGGAGAGGAUGAAGAAGCAGGCCGAGAUGAUUAAGAUGGCGGACGGGAAGAGGGAUCAUAGCUCUGCGCCUGAUGCGGCGGAGAUUCUAGCGGCGAACUGA
Colletotrichum lupini is the source of this 1677-nucleotide messenger RNA. RefSeq names its product MOZ protein represents a chromatin-associated acetyltransferase. The transcript is spliced from 5 exons. The coding region runs from base 1 to 1677 and encodes 558 amino acids. Gene Ontology annotation, cellular component: mitochondrion. NCBI's taxonomy places the organism in Eukaryota, Fungi, Ascomycota, Sordariomycetes, Glomerellales, Glomerellaceae. The record is from RefSeq and is a predicted model, not a curated record.